AUGUCGAAAAACAAUACAAUGACCUCUGCGGUCUCUGAUAUGCUGUCACAGCAACAGCUGAAUCUUCAGCACCUGCAUAACUUGCAGCAGCAUACGAGAAGUAUGACUUCGGCAGAUCAUGCUGCUGUUUUACAGCAGCAACAACAACAACAGCAGCAGCAGCAGCAACAACAACAGCAACAGAAUACAAGCUUUCAAAAUGGCAGUUUGACAUCUGCAGAUAUAAAUCAGCAGAACUAUUUGAACGGACAACCAGUUCCUUCUACUAGCAAUUCUACGUUUCAAAACAAUAGGACGUUAACGAUGAAUUCUGGAGGGCUGCAAGGUAUAAUAAGCAAUGUAUCUCCUAAUAUCGAUUCGAAUACUAAUGUGACCAUUGCUGCCCCAGAUCCCAAUAACAACAACGGUAAAUUGCUCCAGGGAAAAAACUCUUUAACAAACACUUCAAUACUGUCGAGAGCUAGAUCUUCUUUACAGCGUCAAAGACUUGCUCAGCAACAACAGCAACAACAAGACCCUAGAUCGCCAUUAGUCAUACUGGUUCCCACAGCUGCGCAGCCAACAGAUAUUCUUGCCGCAAGGUUUUCAGCUUGGAGAAAUGUCAUCAAGUCAGUGAUUGUUUACUUAACAGAAAUCGCUUCUAUUCAAGAUGAAAUAGUUAGACAACAACUAAGAUUAUCACAUGCUGUACAAUUCCCAUUCUUUUCGAUCGAGAAUCAAUACCAACCAAGUUCACAGGAGGAUAAAUCAGUACAAAAGUUUUUUUUACCGUUGGGUAAUGGUUCGAUACAGGAUUUACCAACAAUUUUGAAUCAAUAUCACGAAUCCUUAGCAUCCAGCGCGUCUAAGGCAUCAAGGGAAUUGACCAAUGACGUUAUUCCUCGUUUGGAAGACUUGAGGAGAGACCUAAUAGUCAAGAUAAAGGAAAUAAAAUCACUACAGUCUGAUUUCAAAAAUUCUUGUUCCAAAGAGUUGCAACAAACCAAACAGGCCAUGAAACAGUUUCAGGAGUCUUUAAAGGAUGCACGCUAUUCAGUGCCAAAACAAGAUCCAUUUUUAACCAAGCUGGCGCUCGACAGACAGAUUAAAAAGCAACUUCAAGAGGAAAACUUUCUGCAUGAAGCAUUUGAUAAUUUGGAAACUUCGGGCGCUGAAUUAGAAAAAAUUGUAGUUAUGGAAAUUCAAAAUUCUUUAACAAUAUAUGCAAGAUUGCUGGGGCAAGAAGCGCAAUUGGUUUUCGAUAUAUUGAUAUCUAAGUUAGAUUCCGGAUUUUUCAACGUUGAUCCACAAUUUGAGUGGGACAAUUUCAUUUCAAGAGAUCCCAACUUUUUACUACCUAAUUUACCAAUGAGGACGUUUAAAGAAAUCGUUUAUAAAUAUCAAUUCGAUCCUUUAACCUACGAAAUUAAAUCCGGAUUUUUGGAAAGAAGGUCAAAAUUUUUAAAAUCCUAUUCAAAAGGAUAUUACGUGCUAACACCAAACUUUUUACAUGAAUUCAAGACUGCGGACAGGAAAAAAGAUUUAGUACCAGUGAUGUCGUUAGCACUAAGUGAAUGUACUGUGACAGAACAUUCCCGGAAAAACAAUACUUCAUCGCCAAAUUCGACUGGUUCGGAUGCUAAAUUUGUGUUACAUGCCAAACAAAACGGCAUAAUUCGUCGUGGUCAUAAUUGGGUUUUUAAAGCCGAUUCUUAUGAAUCCAUGAUGUCGUGGUUUGAUAAUUUGAAGAUCUUAACAUCUACAUCGAAUAUACAAGACAAGUAUAAAUUCAUUACACAAAAAUUAAACUUGAAUUCAGAUGGGAAACCCAAGCUAACUAAUAAUUAUACCAGCAGUAAGAAGUAUCAGCAGAAUAACGCCGAUAGUACAGUGGUGGAAAAUGAUGAAAACGAUGAUAUAAAUAGUAAUUAUGUGGGGUCCACGGUAACACCAAAAUUGGACAAUCAAACAAAUACGAAUACAUCCAUGUCUUCACUACCUGAUACUAAUGAUUCCGAAUUGCAGGAUCAGGUUCCCAAUAUUUAUAUUCAAACGCCAAUAAACGAUUUCAAAUCAUAA
Molecule: messenger RNA, 2058 nt
Organism: Saccharomyces paradoxus
Lineage: Eukaryota; Fungi; Ascomycota; Saccharomycetes; Saccharomycetales; Saccharomycetaceae
Gene: SLM1
Product: phosphatidylinositol 4,5-bisphosphate-binding protein
Exons: 1
Coding region: 1-2058 (685 amino acids)
Source: RefSeq, a predicted model, not a curated record